Condylostylus longicornis is the source of this 4314-nucleotide messenger RNA. RefSeq lists its product as uncharacterized. The record is from RefSeq and is a predicted model, not a curated record. The transcript has 11 exons. Lineage: Eukaryota; Metazoa; Arthropoda; Insecta; Diptera; Dolichopodidae. The coding region runs from base 168 to 4103 and encodes 1311 amino acids.
UAAAUUAAAAUCAUACCGCAUAUAUUUCAUUUACCUAUUGUGUUUCUUGUGCAUUUUUUUUAAGUUAAAUACUAUAUCACUGUUUAAAAAAGCAAUUUGGAUCAUAAGUUUUUAUUCGUUUUAAACAAUAUGGUGGAUUGGCAUUAGAUAGUGAUCUCUUUGAAAUAAUGGCCAAAGAGGACAGUAGUGUAACCCAGGAUAUCGAAAGACAUUUUCUCAGUCAAACAGUUCGUUUAAGCGACGGUUCAGAAGGACACGUUUUUUCACGUGUAGCAAAUAAAAACAAUUUGCAGCAAUUUGUUUAUAAUUGUCAUUUGUGUGGUGUAGCUAAUUUAACAAGUGAACGUGCUUUGCAAACUCAUAUUUCUGGAAAAAAACAUCAGCAAAAGCUAUCGCAACCACAUAUCGAUGUGCAUAUUUUUCGUGCUCCCUUAACUGCCAAACCAAAAAUUCAAAUGAAUAUUGCACCCGGGGAGCCUGUACCUCCUGGUUUUGAAGAUGAAGUUAAAGUACCAUCCAUCAUACAAACCUACUUAACAGAAUAUAAAGAUGGAGCGUUAAUAGGUAUUGAGUAUUGUGUCGAGUUAACUAUUGAUGGCAAAGACCCGUCAUACAUUUGUUUGUUAUGUGACAAGAGAGGUGAUCAAAGAACAAUUUUCGGACACUGGAUAAGCUAUAAUCAUCGACUUAAAUAUUUGGAGAAACACUUUCCAACUGUUGUUAAAGAGCUGAUACCAUUUCGUUAUAAUCCAGAAGCAAAGACCAUUAUGCCACGCUUAAUUGAAGGGGUUAUACAGGCGAUCGAACAGCACCAUGGGCGUUUGGCUCCAUCCGUUUGCGAAAAUAAUGAUUUCAAACGGAAAAGAAAUAUUAUUUUGCAAGAAAUUAUUGCUGAAAAACAUUUUGAUGAAAAGACUGGUCCGAAUUUUAUUAAUGCUAUUGAUAGGACUUUAGUCGAAAAUAAAAAACAAGUACAAGAUCCGUCGCCCCCUAGAGUUCGAGCACCGAGUAAGAGGGCCGAUCACAUGAUUUCAUUAACUCGUAAGGAUCGUAAUAGUCUUGAUGAUAUUUCAAGCGAUUCUGAUACGUCUUUUAAUAGAAAUAUUGAAGAAGAUUUAAAAUGCCAUGCAAAAUUAGAUGACAAAAAAAAUAAAAGUAAAGGUAAAAACAUUCAUUCUUCUGUUUUUCGCCCAAGAGUUCAACGUUCUCCACCUUUUGAUGAAACGCAUAAAAUUGCUGAGAAAAAGAAAGUUAACCUUCCAACUCCUAAAGAAUUAUCAUUGCAAGCAUCGGAAAUUGCUCAAGAACGUUAUAAAUGGGAAAAAUAUCGUUGUAUGCUUGAAAUUGCGGUUCAUGAUCUAGAUAAACAGUUUAAAAAUUAUGAAAAAAAUCCAGAAAAACAUCCGUUAUAUCCUGAAGAAUGGAAGCAAUUUUGGAAUCGUCGUUAUAAGGAAUUGCAAGCGGAAAAAAAGGAUGCUAAUAAAUAUGACUUUAAACCCGAAUGGGUUACUUUUUGGACAAAACGAAUGAAAGACAUUUAUCAGGAAGAAAUAGAUAAAAAAAAAAAUGAAUUGAGACGACGCCUUAACUUGCCGGAAGAUGGUGAAGAACAAACUGACGAGCUGAAAGAAAAAUAUAAAAUUAGAACUAUACCUCGAAAACCAUUAAAUGAGAGUAAAUCGUCAAAUUUAUCUAACGAGUCUUCAACCGUUAUUGACAUUAGCGAUGACGAACUGGAUUUAUCUUCCAAACGCGUUAGCAAAUCAACUUCAAGUCAUAUAAGUCGAGCACGACGUCGUAAAUCGCGCACUAGGUCCAUUAGUCCAUCUCUAAGUUCACUUAGUGAUGAUUUUAGUGAUAAACAAAGUAGCGGCAAAAGUAAAGUUUCAAAACAUCGAAAUGGACGUAGUCGCAGCAGGAGCCACAGCCACACUCAUACUGUGGCACGUCAUCGAGAUCAUAGCCAUGAACGAACUCAUCGUUCUAGAUCACCUUUGCAUAUUAGGGCAACGGGAUAUUCGCAUUUAUCAUCAGCUGCACAAAAUGAAUAUUAUAUAUUAAGACCACAUAUAACGCAGCCCGGCGGUAUAACUAGAUUGACGAGUCAUGUGGGCUAUGUACCCAGAUAUUAUGCACCACCUCAUCAAACAUAUCGUGCAAUUAAUCCAUAUAAGUACGUAAAAUAUGAGGAUGAUUUAGUUGGAAAAUCUUCCCCAAAAGAAAAGGAAAAGUCAGUCGAGGCGGAAGAUAACGGACCAUUGACAGUUGUUGCUGUUUUAAGGCUACUUACAGCCCUUGAGGAUCAUUUGGGUAGUUUGGGACCAAAAGUGAUUGAUUUGUUAUCAAAAGCACUAGCUUUAGAAAAGAUUAAAGCAAAUUCAGCAGAUGACAUGUUAAUGAGCGAUGACCAUUGCGUAUUUUUUGAAACAGUGAAAGAAAAACUUAAAGGCCAGUUGAUAGCUGAAGUUUUUGACUCAAACAAAGUUAAAACUGUUAAAAGAGCAAUCAAAAAUAUAGCGGGAAUAAUCCAUCAAGCCAAUGAGAAAAAUAUUGAAAAACAAAAACAGGGCGAACAGGAAGCGAAAGAAAAUGGAAAAGAUGAUGCAAAAAAUAGCAAGUCUCCGCUUAAUAAAAAUUUACUUUGUGAUUUACCGAUAAAUCGCCAAAUAAUUUCCUCAAAGCUGGCAGCUGCCUUAGUACUCCAGAAACGCACCGAUAUAACCACCGAUGAAAUGAAUAAAUUAAUCUACGUUUUGAUACUAAUGGUUAAAUUAUCAAAAGAACGCGAUAUGGCCAUUACUGUUAGAGAUUUGUUAAUUGAGCUAGGAAUUAUUGAUCCGCCACAAACAAUUGAAGGAGAAGAAGAAUAUAUAAGAGAAAGUCACGACGAAUAUAACGCUGAAGUAGUAUAUGAAGAAAGAAAGGAGUCAGAAGAAGUAAAUGAACCAGCUGAUGAAGAAGAAGAUACAAACACCCAGAGUGGAGUGGCCGACUUAGAGAGCUUGACAGAUUCUGAUCUGCAAACUCUGCUACAAAAUUUUAAACAUUUGUCUAGUGAAGAGCAGCAUCAUUUAAUUACACAUUUAAAAAAAUUGGAAAUGACAAACCCAGUUAGAGUAGAAAAAUUAAGGAAAUCCGUAAAUAUAUCUAGUCUAACAGAAGUUCAAAAUUCAAGUGAUAUCCGAAACUUUGACAACGGGAAAAAAAAGCUAGAAACAAAUAAAAAUGACAGUUUGUCAAAGAAACGUUACAAUAUGUUUUCAGAUGAUGAAGAUGAUGAUCGUAAAUUACAGAAAAUGAUUGAUUCAGAGGAUGACGAAGACGAUUAUAACUUUGACGAUGUUGUUAAAGCUGCUUCAAAAAAUGUAGCACGUAAAAAUACUGAUGAGUCAACGCAGCAUUCCUUAAAAUUGGCCAAUGAAGUGUUUCCAUCCCAGUCUUCAAUAUUAGCACAUUCUUUUCGUGGAGAUUCUGUUCCACGUUCAUUGCGGGAUAAUGAAAAUCAAAUUGAAGAUUCAUCAAAUAUGUCAAAAACAAGUAGCAUUGCCUCAAACUCUACUACUAAUCUAGGUAUUUCACUAGUUGAUACUCAAAAUUUGAUUGCAAACUUGAUGGGCUCUUUGCAAAAAAGUAAAAAUUUAUCCCUGCAAAAUCAACAACAAUCGCAGCCAAUUCCUACAACUUCUCAACAACAGCAAAACCAACAAAAGUUGCAAAAUCGGCAAAUUAAUAAUAGUAAAGAAGACUUACCGAGAAAUAUCAACGCAAUGUCUUACUAUCAGCAGCAAUCGUCUAUUAUGCAACAGCAAUUCGAUUCCAAUAAUAUGUUUAUACACCAACAAGCAAUAGAUAUGCUUAAUUUGAACAACGCAAGUAACGAAUCUAACAAUAAUGCACAUAGUAUGAAUAGUCUAAGCAAUAUUAAUAUGUUUUAUGGCAACAAUAACAUGCAAGAUUAUUGCAUACAAAAUUAUAGUAAUCAAUCACAAUCAUUGGAAAAUUUUAAUUCUUACAAUUCAGCUGCAACUUACAAUCAACAUGUACAGCAACAUAACGUAGGUUAUCCUGACUUUGCAAAUCCGCGACAUCACCAAUAUCGCUAAUAUGUUUUGUUUUUAAAAAAAAAAAGGAAGGUAUUUAAUUUGUUUUUGCUACAAAUGGAAGUUCUGGAAAAAAUGGUUUUAAAUUGAAAUAGCAUACAUAUGAAAUAUAUAUAAAUACAUAGCUAUUAAAAAUCAAACUAUUUACCAUUAGAUGUAAAAAAAAAACUUUCAAAAUUCUUUUUAAUUUAAAUAAUAAAUAAAAUAUCUCAAA